AUGGCUUCCGUCACCCGUUCCUCGCGGCGCGCUGAAGCUCCGCACCAGCAUCACCCACAUCACCACCUGACGCCCCCAGCAGGAGUAUUCGCACAUGCCCAGGGCGGAGGAGGAGGGCGCAACAAGAGGGCACUCGACACCCACGAUCGCGAUUUCGAUGCGAUCAAACCGAAAAGAACGCGAUUAACAGUCGAGAUCUUCGCAAAGGGUACUCACGGACUCCGUGAUGCCGAUAUCGACAACAACAAAGCGGCACCACCCACGCGCAAACCUGCUGCGACGCCUACAGUGGCGACUACGACACCAAUACCCCCUCCUCCUACGACCGACAGCGCGACAUCGAAGCCGAAGCAGGAGCAGGCUCUUACAAAACACCAGAGCAAAGUUAUCAAUGGAAUCAAACAUGAACUCGAUCGGUUGCAGCCUCAACCGAGCGAUACUAAUACCCAGGAGCAAGGCCGCAAGCUGCGCUCUCAAGAAGCUACGAGGUUCAAAAGCGAACUCUCUGCCUAUUUUCCUGAAUACGAUGAGGUGAUUGGGAAUGAGCCCAAGGAGCAGCAAUUAUUCAAUGUUGACACGCCCAUCGUAAUCGUCGAUUCCGAUCCCCGACGCGCGAUCCCACAAACUCACCACCCCGCAAUUGAAUAUCCUGUACGAGGAUACGGCGAUGCCCUCUUCUACAAUGUAUUCGAUUGUCAGCAAGUCGAUCUAGGUUUUCUAGAAUCGCAGUCGAAGAACAAGACCAUUGAAGAUCCUUUACCAGAUAAACUAUUUCAGCCAAUACAUCGUCGCGCUGAGCGGCUGGAGAGAUCAAUACGUAACACCGAGAAAGGCAGAGCACAGCACGAAAGGGACCAAAUUAUCCGACUUCUUGAAGGACUCCAAGGCCAUGACUGGUUAAGAGUUAUGGGCGUGAGUGGUGUAACAGAGACAAAGAAGAAGACAUUUGAGCCUGCUCGUAACCAUUUCAUCAAAGGAUGCCAGGCUAUCCUUGACAAGUUUCGAAAUUGGGUGUUGGAAGAGAAGAGACGGAAGAUGGAGAAAGACAAGGCCCGGGCUGAGAAGGAAGAAGAAGAAAACUCAUCAAGUGUCGAAGAAGACGAAGCCGGCGAUGAUAGCGAAAAUGGUGAUGCAAGCGACUCGGAAUCACCAGCAAAGCAAUUGCAAGAGGAAGCCAUGGCAAGAUCCAAGAAUGCCAAAGGCUCAAAGAAUCGAAAGUCGACUCCUCAACCAGCUGUAGCCAAAAUCCCGCGUCCUGCAAAAACAGCACCAGCUCCAAAACCGCCAGAACCACCCAAGGAGUUCAAGUCAUUCUUCAGCAAGAGAUAUGAGCGUGACAGCGCUCUGCAUCGACAUAGGCGCGCAGGGAGGAAGAUUAUGGCAUGGGGUCUACCCAUGCCUGAGAUACCCGAGGUUGAUUUUGAUUUGCCGGAGGAAUACCGUGGUGAAGAUACCCUCAAGGCUCGCGCGAGGCAGCAGCGCCGGGAGCGAAGACGCAGCAAGCAGUGA
Messenger RNA from Fusarium fujikuroi IMI 58289, 1509 nucleotides. RefSeq lists its product as uncharacterized. The transcript is spliced from 2 exons. The record is from RefSeq and is a predicted model, not a curated record. Gene Ontology annotation, molecular function: histone acetyltransferase activity. Gene Ontology annotation, cellular component: SAS acetyltransferase complex. Lineage: Eukaryota; Fungi; Ascomycota; Sordariomycetes; Hypocreales; Nectriaceae. The coding region runs from base 1 to 1509 and encodes 502 amino acids.